AUGCCUCCUGCACGCCGCUCCGCCCGCACCGUCUCCUCCACCGCCGCCAGGGAAUCCGCCCAGCCGUACACACGAGCUAACAAUCGAACCAGCCCCGGCGCACAGCGAUCGUCGGCAUCCAUAGCACGGCCUGCCAACGGCAAGACCUCUCUCCGGCUCACAGUCAAGGCUCCUCCCAGCAAGCUUCGCCAAGCGACGUCGGGCUCCUCAAUCCCACCCAAUCCCUAUGCCGACAACCCCAGCGAGAGCGAUGCAACGCCAGCCCCGCGAGUGGCCAGAUCAACUCGCAAUCCGCGAACCGUCGUAGAUCCCGACUCAGACGACGUCGAGGAGGAUGCCGAGGGCGAGGAGGAAGACGAAGAAGAGCCAGAUGGUGAUGUGGAUCAGGAGUUGCUGAACAACGAGGACAGCGAGGACGAUGCCGAAGGCGAGGACGAGGACAUGGACGAGCUGCAACAAGAUCACCCACCGCCCCCAGUCAUCAAACAAGAUCGGUCCAAUGGCAAGGCAAAGCCCAACGUCACAGUCACGGCACCACCUGAAGGACCUCUCAAAUCUGUCGAAGCCAAGGAGAUGGAGGAUGACGAAGAUGAAGAGCUUUCCGAGCUGGACUCCAACGAGGACGAAGGGGAAGGCGACGAGGACGAGGAAGAAGAUGAGGAGAGUGAAGACGAUGAUGACGAGAACUCACGAAGCGCGACCCCAGAUCUCACCAAGCUCACCAAGCGGCAACGAGGUGCUUUCGACGAAGCGGCCGAAACCAGUUUGAUGGCACUGUCCAACGAGGCUCAGAAGAAGAAGCAUCUCACGGCAGAAGAACAUGCCAUGCGGCGCGCUGAGAUGGCGAGGCGGCGGAAGAACCUCAGCGAAAAGCGCAACGAAGAGGAGAAGAUGGACACGAUCAACAAACUUCUCAGCAAGCCAGCCCCCAAGCGUCGGACGAGAGCAGAGAUGGAAGCCGCGAGAGCCGCAGAACUCUCACCUGGUGCUGAAGACGAGGAAGAAAAGCCUAGUCCUCUCUACCUGCGAUGGGUGAACAAUGCGGCUGGUAGUAGGAUUGGAGUGACCGAUGAAUGGCUCGAUGCCCCGAUCGGAGACUCAUUCAGACGCAACAACAGCGGCGGCAUGGUGCAAGAAGUAGCAUGA
Messenger RNA from Zasmidium cellare ATCC 36951, 1146 nucleotides. RefSeq lists its product as uncharacterized. The transcript is spliced from 2 exons. The record is from RefSeq and is a predicted model, not a curated record. Gene Ontology annotation, cellular component: Ino80 complex. Lineage: Eukaryota; Fungi; Ascomycota; Dothideomycetes; Mycosphaerellales; Mycosphaerellaceae. Gene Ontology annotation, biological process: chromatin remodeling. Bases 1 to 1146 code for a protein of 381 amino acids.